Messenger RNA from Acanthoscelides obtectus, 2362 nucleotides. The record is from the annotation of a GenBank genome assembly. NCBI's taxonomy places the organism in Eukaryota, Metazoa, Arthropoda, Insecta, Coleoptera, Chrysomelidae.
AUGCCACUGCAUAUAUUAUAUCUCCUAUUUUCAAUAUUCUGGUCGAUUCUUUUGGUCUCCCAAGGAAAUACAUCACAAAAUAAUCCUCUACUCCUGUAUUCAACCACAACUGAUAUAAGGCUAGUCAGUUCAGUGAGAGCCAACAAUAAAGGAAAGCCUGUUACACUAGUAAAAAACUACACAUACAUUGCAGCAAUCGAUUAUCAUUUUGAAAAACGAAAGAUAUUUUGGGUUGAUCAUGAAUUGGGCACGAUUUUCAGUAUUGAUUAUGAUGGGGUGGCUGCAAAAAAUAAGACUGAAAUUAUAAAUGGUGUAUUUAACCCUGAUGGCUUAUCUUGUGACUGGGCUACAAGUAAAAUAUAUUGGACCGACAGCUACACAAACCAUAUUGAAGUUGCUACUAUAGACGGAAAAUAUAGAAAAGUAUUAUUUUGGACUGACAUAGAUCAACCACGUGCCAUUGCUGUUGUUCCUAUGGAAGGGUUCAUGUUUUGGUCAGACUGGGGAGAAAUUCCCAAAAUUGAGAGAGCAGGCAUGAAUGGAGAUCCAAAAAGUAGAAUAGUAGUAGUAACUGAAAAUAUUUUUUGGCCCAAUGGUCUAACAGUUGAUUACAAGACAAAGACUGUGUAUUGGAUAGAUGGAAAACUGCAUUUCAUCAAUAGAAUGGAUUACAAUGGAAAGAAUAUGAAGACAGUCUUAGAGAAAGGAUUUGAAUACCCAUUUUCAGUUACUCAAUUUGAGACUAAGGUGUUUUGGACAGACUGGAAAACUAUGGCAAUCCACUACUUCGACACAGCUGGCCAGCAACGUCCCAUGGAAUUGCUAGUAACCCAGAGACCCAUGGACAUUCACAUAUGGGAUCAACGACAACAACCGCCGGUGCCGAACCCAUGUGAUGAUAACAAUGGAGGUUGUUCUCAUUUAUGUUUGUUAGCUCCCGAACCACCGGGAUUCUCAUGUGCCUGUCCCAUGGGGAUAAAGCUGGUGGAUGAGAAAAAUUGUGCUGGCGGUCCUCAAGAACUGUUGUUACUUGCUCGAAGAACGGAGUUGUGCUUAAUAUACUUGGAUUCACCUGACUAUAGUCACAGGGUAUUGCCAUUAGAAGACGUAAAAUACUCGAUAGCAGUCGACUUCGAUCCCUUAGAAAAGUACAUUUACUGGUCAGAUGACGAGGUGAAAAAAAUCCAGAGAUCCAGGCUGGAUGGCAGUGAGCAAGAGGACGUGAUCGUUACUGAAAUCCAGGAUCCAGACGGCUUAGCAGUCGACUGGAUAUCACAGAAUAUCUACUGGACGGAUACAGGCACUGACAGAAUUGAAGUUGUGAGGUUGCAUGGUGGAUAUAGGAAGGUUGUUGUCAUGGAUAAACUGAUAGAUCCGAGAGGUAUUGCCGUUGCCGCAAGCUUAGGUUGGCUAUUCUGGUCAGACUGGAACGAAAAAGAACCCAAAGUGGAGCGCUCCAACUUGGACGGAUCGGAAAGGACCCAAAUCGUCACGGAAAGGCUAGGAUGGCCCAAUGGGAUCACUCUCGAUUUGGACACGAUGAAAAUCUACUGGUGCGACGCGAAAUUGGACAAAAUCGAGUACGCUAAUAUGGAUGGUACCGAGAGGAGAGAGUUGAUCAAUGAUAAUGUGCCGCACGUGUUCGGUUUCAGCUUGAUGGGUGAUUACCUGUAUUGGACUGAUUGGCAGCGGAGAGCUAUCGAUAGGGCGCAUAAGCAGACAGGCGCCAACAGGGAAGUGAUAGUCGACCAGAUGGAAAACAUCAUGGGCUUGAAAGCCAUCAAACUGGAUCCUCCACAAGGCACCAACCCAUGUCAAAUCAACAACGGCAACUGCUCCCAGCUUUGCUUGUACCGUCACAACCAGUCCAGAAUCUGCGCGUGUCAGAUCGACUUCGAAUUGACAGAAGACAUGAAAACGUGCGAGAAACCUGAAGCAUUCUUGCUGUACGUGAAGAAGGAUAGUAUAGGAAGGAUUGGGAUCGAGAAUAAGAAUAAUGAGGUGACUAUUCCUAUUGCGGGCAUCAAACAGGCCAGGUAAGACUCAUUUUUGUGUGGACAUUAGCAUGUUUUUAUUAUUUUCAGUUCCUAGGGCACUGGGCAAAGAAGUAUUGUAAUCGCGAAAAUUGUUGAAAAUGAGACAUUAUGGUUUUUGGAUGUUAUAUGACAUGUACAUCACGAAAAACCAUGUCACUCAUUUCCGUCGGUCUAUCCGCUAAUCCUUGUACUGCCUAUAACUUGGAAAGUACAUUCGGACUAAAAAAAUAUUUCUCAAAAUCAGGAGCUUCGGAAACGACAAAAAACGAAGUUUGAGCGAAGUGUGUUUUAUUUCGUUUUUGCCGUAUAGCUAUGCCGCCCCGGAC